Dufourea novaeangliae is the source of this 1323-nucleotide messenger RNA. Its product is annotated as protein BTG2-like. Gene Ontology annotation, cellular component: nucleus; cytoplasm. Gene Ontology annotation, biological process: negative regulation of mitotic cell cycle; negative regulation of cell population proliferation. NCBI's taxonomy places the organism in Eukaryota, Metazoa, Arthropoda, Insecta, Hymenoptera, Halictidae. The transcript has 2 exons. Bases 714 to 1253 code for a protein of 179 amino acids. The record is from RefSeq and is a predicted model, not a curated record.
UUGGCAGUUGGUGGGUGCGGUUGUUCCGCGAGUAAGAGGAAGGUGCGUCGGGUUUAGGCUUCGCGAGAAAGUUUUGGUCUGCGGUUUGGUAAAAGUUAUCGUAAAUCUCGCCGUCUUGUCGAUUCUCACGGACAUCCCAGGGAUCGGAGAAACGAUUUGGACCGCGCGUCGAACGACUUGAGAGAGGAAAGAAAGGUCAACUCACGAACGCGACUCCGUUAUUUUUGACUGUAACAAGGGAAUAUCGAUCUCUUCGGUCUAACAAAAGACCGUUUCUUUACGAAUUCGAAAUCGAUUAAACGACAUCACGAUUAUUGCGAGACUAAUCGGGUUAAGCGAACCGGAAUCGUUCGUGCGGAAUCGUAGUCGAUAUUCGCGAAAGAAUAAUCGAAAACCAACCGGUGUUUCGUUUUUCGCGCUGGAGCGUCGACGAACGAAUACGAAGCGCGACCGUGCGACGUGGCCGCGACGCCAUUUUGUGAAGAUUUCUGUGUGCGUCUCGCGAGCUACAACGGCCUCUCUCGUGCCGUGACCCACCAAAUCGGAGAAGAAACUGAGUGUUUCGCUUCGAUCGGAUCCGGUCUCCUUUGACAUCACCGGGGGAAAGGAAAUAGAAGAGGAAGAAGAAGAAGGUGGAGGAGGAAGAGGAGUGGUACUAUAUCCACGAAAUUAUAUCAUAUAUUAGUCGUCCUGGGUCGCUUCGCGUGGCAGCCAUGAGACUGGAAAUUGUGUCAGCGGCGGAUUUUCUGGUGCAUCUACUGCGCCUCCAGACGGGACAGCUGUCCGAGCGUCAGCUCGCGAUGUUCAAGUCAUCAUUGACGGAGGUUCUUCGUCAUCGUUACAGGGAUCACUGGUUCCCCGAUCGUCCGAAUCGGGGUUCCGGUUACCGUUGCCUACGUAUCAACGGUAAAAUGGAUCCUGUAAUUGCGCAGGCGGGCGCGAAUGUCGGUUUACUGCCCACGGUCUUGCACAGCCUGUUCCCGAGUGAGCUUACUAUGUGGAUCGACCCAUCGGAAGUGUCGUACAGAAUCGGUGAGAACGGAUCCAUUUGCGUGUUGUACGAGCGCACGGAACCCGACCCGGAUGAGUUGCAACAUCAACACCAGCACCCGCAUCAACACCCGCACCACCAGCAUCAUCAUCAUCAUCAUCAUCAACAACAACAGCAACAACAAUUCGAAAGCUGCAAGGACUCGUUGUUACUCGAGCACUCGCAGUUCAGCGAGCAAAUCGCCGCGUUCGUUUCCAGUUGAAGCGUUUACUGGUACGAAUUCACCGAUGCGACGACGCCAGGCGUCUCGCUUCGCAUCCAUCGGACGUGCA